Symbiodinium sp. CCMP2592 is the source of this 1908-nucleotide messenger RNA. NCBI's taxonomy places the organism in Eukaryota, Dinophyceae, Suessiales, Symbiodiniaceae. The record is from the annotation of a GenBank genome assembly.
AUGCCCCACCAGAGUAACGACACAUCCCCCGGCGAUCACCAGUCCAGUGACCUCCUCGCCCAAGCGGGGAAUAUUUCCGGCGCUGAGCGUGAGUUCUUCUCCCCGAUGCCGGAUGGGUAUGUGCCCGGGAAGCACAAGUAUGUUGCGAUCCUCGGCACCGUGAUGUCAGGUCUCGGCAAGGGUAUCUUCUCUUCGUCAAUGGCCAAGGUGCUCAAGGACAAAGGCUUACGCGUCGCUCCGAUCAAGCUUGAGGGUUACCUCAACAUCGAUUCGGGAACGCUGAACCCAUAUCGCCACGGCGAGGUCUUCGUCCUCGACGACGGCACCGAGUGCGACAUGGACCUCGGGACCUACGAGCGCAUGCUCGAUCAGGACCUCACCAAACGCAACUUCGUCACAGCUGGUCAGAUCUACUCUGAGAUACUCGAUCGUGAGCGCCAAGGCGUCUACCUCGGACGCGACGUCCAGAUGAUCCCGCACGUCACCGGCGAAGUGAAACGCAAACUCCGCGAGCUUGCGAUCCGUGGUGAUGGGUCGGGUCCAGCGGACAUUGUCUUCGUCGAAGUGGGGGGAACAGUCGGCGACUACGAAAACGGUUUCUACAUCGAAGCACUCCGUGAACUUGCCUUCGAGGAGGGGCCGGGAUCGGUCUGCUUCGUUGCGUUGACCUACGUCAUUGAGCCCCAGGCGCUGGGGGAGCAGAAGUCCAAAGCGGCGCAGCUCGGAAUCAAGCGUCUGAUGGAAUCAGGGAUCCAGCCCAACCUCAUCGCGUGCCGAGCGGAGAACCCAGUCGAGCACAAGGUCCGCGAGAAGAUCGCGAUGUUCUCAAAUGUCCCUAUGGAACGCGUGUUCUCGAUGCACGAUCGCGACAGCAUCUACAAAAUCCCAGACGAGCUCCGCGCACAAGGGCUCGAUCGUGAGAUCCUUUCGACACUGAGUCUCCACGAUCGCGUCGAUGCGACAGCAGAGGAUCGAGCACGCGUCCGAUGGUCCACAUUUGUUGAUGGAUUGACCGCUGAGCGUAUGCAGACCGUCAAGAUCGGUAUCCUCGGCAAAUACGCCGAGCUCCGCGACGCGUACGCAUCGAUCGACAAAGCGCUCGAGCACUGCGAAGCACACUUCCGGACCAAUGUCGAGCAAGUCUGGAUGGACACCACCGAAAUCAACGACGCCAACGCCGCCGAUCGUCUCCGUGACCUCGACGGCGUUAUUGUUCCAGGAGGGUUUGGUUCCCGAGGAGUCGAAGGGAAGAUCUCCUGCGUCAAGCACUGCAGAGAGAACGCGAUCCCAUACCUCGGGAUCUGUCUCGGAUUCCAGGUUGCUGUCGUCGAGUUUGCUCGUAAUGUGCUCGGGAUCAAGGAUGCGUACUCCACAGAGUUCGAUCCAAUGACAUCCUCGGCGCUGAUCUCCGAACUCCCAGAUCAGAAGAAAAUUGAAGGGCUCGGCGGGACCAUGCGUCUCGGUGCUCAGGAUGUCCAGAUCACCCCCGGCUCGCUCGCGUCGUUCCUCGCUGACGGUAAGACCUCGAUCCAUGAGCGCUUCCGUCACCGCUACGAGGUCGAUCCAACCUACAUCGAGCGCCUCGAAGCGGGAGGAUUGAUCUUCUCAGGUCGUCACCCAGAGCAGCCAAUCAUGCAGAUCCUUGAGCUCCCUUCGCAUGUCGAAACAGACGACUCGGUCGCACCUUCGGAACCGAUCACGCAUCCGUACUUCAUCGGAGCUCAGUUCCAUCCGGAGCUCACCUCGCGUCCGCUCACGCCUCAGCCGAUGUUCAUGGGACUCGUCGCGGCGUCGCUCAAGCACCGAUUCGAGCACAACGAGCAACAGUGGGAACAGAUCCUUAGAGCUUGCCCAAUCCUGAAACGCUGGCUCCGCUCACCCAAUGGGCAAACGCAGGCAACCAGUUGA